AUGACGCCGGCUCGCCCUGGCCCUUCUUUCCAGUUCAUCAACAUCGCGGCCCCAGGCGAAACUCCUUCAAACGCACGGCGACAGCAGGUCCGCUCCCAUGCUGCUAGGAACUCCAGUAAACGUCAGAGGACAGUCUCCGAGUACCAAGAGAAGUCAGGCCAGCAUGGCUCAGCAACUGCACAGGCAUUACUAACUGCCCAUUCCCCGCGCAUAUCCCAUACCCUGAGUGCGGCGUGGACAGACCCCUUCGAUACCUUCAUUCGUAAAGUAUCUCGGUUAGAGUGGUUCCUCAUCGACCAUUUUAUUCGACAUGUGGCUAUGUUUUCUACAGUCUGCAUCCCUUUUAUAAGCGGCCAAGAAGAAGCGGACUUUGUACAGGAAACGGGGAGAUGGUGGACGCAAAUGGCCGCCAUAGACACGGGCAUACUGGCCGCCCUGUUGCAAAUGUCGUGCCGAGACCUCUCCGCCUACCACCACCCAGCGGGAUAUACUGCCCUCACACUUAAAUACAACGGCGAAUGUUUGGAGAACGUGAGUAAUGCGCUGAAAGACGAGACCGAAGCAUCAAGCGACCUCACGAUUGCCAAGACGUUCGCGCUCGCAUCCGAUGCCACUCUGUGUGGUGACGCCAAGGCUGCCAAGAUUCACCUCGAAGGCCUAGAUAAGCUGGUAGCAAUUCGAGGAGGUACUGAAAAGAUGUCGGCGUCUUGCUACGCUGGCAAAAUGGUUACGUUCUUUCUGAAAGGCCCCUUUCAGAAAAACGCCCUCGUCACAAUCACUUGCAUAGGUUUAAUGGCAUCAGCGCACUCUGAGGAGGAGACAAACCCCGGAAGUGAAGAUUAA
Messenger RNA from Clonostachys solani, 843 nucleotides. The record is from the annotation of a GenBank genome assembly. NCBI's taxonomy places the organism in Eukaryota, Fungi, Ascomycota, Sordariomycetes, Hypocreales, Bionectriaceae.